AUGUUCUUCCAACUCAUUCCUCUGGCACUCCUCCCCCUCGCUGUCUCGGCCUCGCCCACUCCUAGCAAGCACAACCUGUACUGCUAUGCUCAAGGAAAGGAUUUGUUCGAGUUCCAUAUUAACGAUACUGUCACCAAGGAUGUCUGCAAAUCACUUAACAGUGGCAAGUAUCACAACAUGAAUAAUGAAAAGUACUGUUCAGUCGCCGAUUACGACGUUAAAUGGUUUAAGGAGCGCUGCCAGAGCCACCCUACAGAUGUGAAAACGACCAAGUGGAUCGCUGGCACGGACCUGAAGAUUGAGAUGGAUCCGAAGGAGCCGUAUGAAUUGUACUGUUUCAAUUAUUAUACAACGUUCGGGAACCUUCCGGAUGCCGGUGCGAAAGAACUGGACGAUGAUGCAACGAAGAAGGCAUGUUCGGCUCUUAAGAGUGGCAAAUACCAAAGUGACCCGAAGAAGAAAUCGUGCAGAAUGGACAAGAAGGACAUUGACCAGUUUAAGGAGCAAUGUUCUCAGUAUCAGCCCUCGGAUAGGCCCCCCUAUGGAGAUUGGUCCGCUGGCACGAGCCUGAAUGUGGUGCUCAAUCUCAAGAAGAACGCCUGA
Messenger RNA from Malassezia sympodialis ATCC 42132, 603 nucleotides. RefSeq lists its product as uncharacterized. Lineage: Eukaryota; Fungi; Basidiomycota; Malasseziomycetes; Malasseziales; Malasseziaceae. The record is from RefSeq and is a predicted model, not a curated record.